Messenger RNA from Homo sapiens (human), 1626 nucleotides. The record is from RefSeq and is a predicted model, not a curated record. Lineage: Eukaryota; Metazoa; Chordata; Mammalia; Primates; Hominidae.
AGUGUUUGAUAAAGACAGCUCCUCUUAGGAAGAACUGUCAUCCCCAAACACAUAGAGAGACACUCUCUGUCUCUCGAUUACAAUCAUGAUUUCCAGAAUGGAGAAGAUGACGAUGAUGAUGAAGAUAUUGAUUAUGUUUGCUCUUGGAAUGAACUACUGGUCUUGCUCAGGUUUCCCAGUGUACGACUACGAUCCAUCCUCCUUAAGGGAUGCCCUCAGUGCCUCUGUGGUAAAAGUGAAUUCCCAGUCACUGAGUCCGUAUCUGUUUCGGGCAUUCAGAAGCUCAUUAAAAAGAGUUGAGGUCCUAGAUGAGAACAACUUGGUCAUGAAUUUAGAGUUCAGCAUCCGGGAGACUACAUGCAGGAAGGAUUCUGGAGAAGAUCCCGCUACAUGUGCCUUCCAGAGGGACUACUAUGUGUCCACAGCUGUUUGCAGAAGCACCGUGAAGGUAUCUGCCCAGCAGGUGCAGGGCGUGCAUGCUCGCUGCAGCUGGUCCUCCUCCACGUCUGAGUCUUACAGCAGCGAAGAGAUGAUUUUUGGGGACAUGUUGGGAUCUCAUAAAUGGAGAAACAAUUAUCUAUUUGGUCUCAUUUCAGACGAGUCCAUAAGUGAACAAUUUUAUGAUCGGUCACUUGGGAUCAUGAGAAGGGUAUUGCCUCCUGGAAACAGAAGGUACCCAAACCACCGGCACAGAGCAAGAAUAAAUACUGACUUUGAGUAACGGCCUUGAGAACAUCAUGGGUUAUGGGCAGGGAGAAUAGAGUUCUCAAUGGAUUGGCUGUAUUUUGUUUAUUAGUAAUAUGAUAACGUUGGAUGUGUAUACAUAUGUGUAUUGCAAUAUAAAUUCAUCAUUUGAUUUUUAUGAAGAAAUUGAUCACUCAAAACAUUUAUUUUUAAAGACAGCUGCAGCCCUGACCUGAACAUUGGAUUUGACUGAAGUCCCAGUUAUGUCUCUGCCCUCCCAUGACCUUUAGCAGGGCAGGUUUCUACACUGUGCUGGGUUCCCUGAAAUCACAGAAUGAGGCUGGUAAGGCCGGCAUAGUGGGUCUAGUGAGGAGGUCAAUCCGAUGGGAUCUGGAAUCCACGGGCCUGGUUCUGAGCCUGCUCUCCCAUCUGUAAUGGUGAUUCAGUUCCUUAACCUCUCAGGGUGCAAUUCCUUCAAGGGUUUAUUAUUACUUUUUGCUUUUUCUUGUCCAUACUAGACCAUAAGCUUCCUUUUUAUUUUGAGACAGAGUGUUGCUGUGUUGCCCAGGCUGGAGUGCAGUGGCACAAUCUCUGCUCACUGAAAACUCCGCCUCCCAGGUUCAAGCGAUUCUCCUGCCUCAGCCUCGUGAGUAGCUGGGAUUGCAGGUGCCCACCACCACGCCCAGCUAAUUUUUGUAUUUUUAGUAGAGAUGGGGUUUCACCAUGUUGGCCAGGCUAGUCUCAAACUCCUGACCUCAAGUGCUCCACCUGCCUUGGCCUCCCGAAGUGCUGGGAUUACAGGCAUGAGCCACCACGCCUGGCCGACCAUAAACUUCUUGAGGAUGCAUUCUCCUUGUUAAUUAUUGCAGUUUUACAACAUGUAAAAAUAUUAUUAAUGAUAUGUCUAUACAAAAUUAUUAAAAAUAUCUUUUGUCCAUUUCA